This is a messenger RNA of Lampris incognitus (smalleye Pacific opah), 282 nucleotides long. Its product is annotated as protein S100-B-like. The coding region runs from base 1 to 282 and encodes 93 amino acids. Gene Ontology annotation, biological process: positive regulation of canonical NF-kappaB signal transduction; positive regulation of cell population proliferation. The record is from RefSeq and is a predicted model, not a curated record. The transcript has 2 exons. Gene Ontology annotation, cellular component: cytoplasm; nucleus. Lineage: Eukaryota; Metazoa; Chordata; Actinopteri; Lampriformes; Lampridae. Gene Ontology annotation, molecular function: transition metal ion binding; RAGE receptor binding; calcium ion binding.
AUGUCUGAUCUGGAGAGUGCUAUGGUCACCAUCAUCCACAUCUUCCACAACUACUCUGGUCACAAGUGCAAGUUGAAGAAAGCAGAGCUCAAAGAUCUCAUCGACAACGAGAUGAGUCACUUCAUCAUGAAAAUCCAAAAGAAGGAGACCCUGGAUGAGCUUUUUGCAGACCUGGACCAGAAUGGAGACCUGGAGAUUGAUUUCAAAGAGUUCAUUGCCCUAAUUGCCAUGGUCACAUCAGCAUGCCAUGACCUCUUCAUCCCAAGUUACCAUAACUGUUAG